Molecule: messenger RNA, 2854 nt
Organism: Stegodyphus dumicola
Lineage: Eukaryota; Metazoa; Arthropoda; Arachnida; Araneae; Eresidae
Source: RefSeq, a predicted model, not a curated record
ACAGUGGGAUAAUCGAGAGCAUCGUCAACUUUUUUAAAAGCACUAAAAGUACUGUUACAGAAUCAGAAGGCAUUUUAGAGGAAAAUACUAAUAUUGAAAGUAAAGGUUUACGAAAAGGUAAAAUGCAACAUGUCCUUCGCCGCCCCAGACCAAGAAUGCAUCGAAAGAGAGAUGAAUCCCAUAGCCAAAAUAUUUAUUAUCCCAAAACAGAAAUGAAUAUAACAGGACAAUUCCAUAGACUAGUUUCUCCUGUUGAAAUAAAAGCACAUAAAUUGAUGAUUGCUAAGACCUGGAAUUACACUCUGCCUAUAAAAAAGAAAAAAAGUAAUUUAAUGGAGAAAACGAAUCUUUUCAACGCUCCUCAAGAAGUUAAAAUUGUAUUCCUUAAUGAUCUCAGAAAUGACUCGGCAUUUAAUAAUUUGCUAGGAAAUCGUGAAAUAAACACUGCGUUGGGAAACCUAACAGAUAAUUUGGAACAGAUUCAAAGCAUAAAAGUAUUAGAAAAAAACUCUGUUGUGGAUUUACUAAGUCUGCAUAACAACAGCGCAAAAAUAAAAUUCGAUAUAACAACGCCAUAUGCUACAGAUAGUGCAAAGAAUGUGAAAGGUGUUAAUGAGACAAACAGGAAAAAUGUGAGAUUUGUUGCUGUUCAUAAUUGGAUUUAUAAUGAAAGAAAACAGGAUUCUAUGAAUGUUUCUGAAAAAUACCAGCUGCACAAAAAUAUUGUUGGUCAUGUAUCAAACGGAACUUCACAUGCUCCUGAAUAUACGGUAACAACGUUAACUAAAUCGCCUGUUGUUCAAAGCAUAUCGCUUUCUUCAAAUGCUAUAAACAGAAGCAGUGCGGGACAAAUUCUAGACAAAGUAAGCAACAGGUCAAAAGCAACUGAUAGAACAUCCACAUUACAUUCUCGAGAUGCAUCAAGUAAUGUAUAUUUUAAUAAGCUUGACCAGAAAAAAGGGCAAAUGAUUUUGCAAGAAAAUCCAACGCAUAUUUCCACUGUUGGAAGCAUUAUUUUGCUGGAACCUAAAGGAGUUCAUCUUCUUGCGUCUAAUGGGGAAAAUUUAAAUAAUGUGAAUGAAGGCUUUAAUUUUUCAAAGUAUCAUCUAUUUCAAAAUUCUACUGAACGCACAGCAAGUAACCCACCUAAUAUAUCGACAUCUUUAAAUAAACUACAUGUUCUUUCAAGUACAACACUUUCUGCAGAUACGAGUAACUUUAAAGAAAAAAUAAAUCAUGGUACAAUCACUCCAUAUAGUAGUGAAACUUCGAAGAAGGUAAAGGAUACGUAUAAUGUCCAAAGCACAAACAUACGAAUGAUUCCAGUCGAUAGUUUCAAACAGAUAUCUACAACUGAAAGUAUUAUUAGUUCGGAACCUAAAUAUUUUCUAUUUAUCAAGCAUAAUAAGGAAAAUGUAAAUGAUAUGCAACAUAAUCAUAAAUUUUCUAGUUAUCAGCUACUCCAGAAUGCUACAAAAUCGGACAACAAUUCCUUUGCACCAAGAUUUGACUUAGCAAUUUCGCAAAAUCUGCAUGUACUUUUAAGUACCGCAGUCUCUUCUAGUGACGUAAUGAGAAACGCUACAGAAAAUUUAUCAGAAGGAAAUGCCGAUAAAGACCGGACAGCAAUGUACGGGAACAGCACAAAGAUAGAUGAUUUUGCAAUCACAUCUCAUGUUAGAAAUCUUACAAGUAAUAUAAUACAUAUCGAUGAUGCUGAAAAGAAAAAUGUUCGAGGAUUGUUUCUUCAUAAUUCAACCAGUUUUUUGAAUGAAAAUAUUACUGCGUCUGGAUCAAAUUGCACUUUGCUUUGCAUUUACAAAGAUAGAGAAAUUGAAACUUUGAAAGAAAACAAUCAUUUUUCAAAAUUUCAUCCAUUUCAAAAUUAUUCUGUGCACACUUUGAGCAGCAUUUCAUUUAUGCCAAAAUUUCAGUUAACACCUUCAAAUAAUUUGCGUAAUGUCACCAUGUUCUUCUCUAAUGUUAAAAAGAAAAUCGAUUCCGAAGAGCGAUUGUCAACAUCUAGAAAUAAAACUCAUGAAUUUUUCCAAACAAUUGCACCAAAUAUAACUCUUCGAAGCUUACCAAUCUCCUUAAUUAUUAGAAAGCAAAAUUCUUCAGAACACAUGCAGCUUUCAACAAAUGAGUCUGGUGAAUUAUCCCAGAGCAUUAAGAAUGUUCUUUAUCACCCCACCGAAAUUUAUUCUACAAAAAAUAAAACGUCCAGCAUCUUUUUGAAUAAAGAAUUUCAGUUUGAAAAUAACAUGCAGAAAACAACAGUUGCAAAUGAUAUCCCGUAUAUGAAAAAUCGGAAAGAAGUUUAUUUUACCACACUGAUGGGAGAGUUGGCUAAAACUCGAAAAUUGAAGAGAGAGUUUAAAAUGACGGAUGGCAGUCAAUUUGAAACUUUUGAACAAACUGAAAGAUAUGAUCGACCUUCAUUCUAUGAAACUGAACAGAACGAGCGAAUCAGAAAGCAAGCACCAAUGUCAUUAUUGAAAGAUAUAAAGUAUGCAGAUAAUCAUUGGAUCGAAGAUAAAAUGUCGCAAAAUAAAAUUAUCUUUGGCGGUAAAAGCAAAAUUAUUAAAAGGGGGAAUACAAAGACCUUUCAGAGUCCACUGCAACUUCGGAAACAUCCUAUCUUUGUACGUUACACCAACGGAAAGAAAUUUUCUGAUUGGCAAAAUUCCAUGAAUGCAGGCAACAUAUAUCACAAUAGCGAAAGCUUGUAUGAAGGGAGAACUCAGUACCCAGAACAAGAGCUGAUUUCUGCUUAUAAUGAUGUCCCUGAAGCUGCUAUUGUUUGAUAUCAGGAAGAAGGAAUGUCUAACAUCUUAAACUUCAUUAAAAUUUA